Messenger RNA from Miscanthus lutarioriparius, 2820 nucleotides. Lineage: Eukaryota; Viridiplantae; Streptophyta; Magnoliopsida; Poales; Poaceae. The record is from the annotation of a GenBank genome assembly.
AUGCUGCUCCUCCAGCUGCUUUUGCUGCUCUCCGCCACCGCAACCAACAGUGCAACCGCUUCCUCAUCCAGCCACGAUGGUGACGAGGGAGCCCUUCUCGCUUUCAAGGCAAAGAUCUCCAGCCACUCCGGCGUGCUGGACUCGUGGAACCAGAGCACCAGCUACUGCAGCUGGGAGGGUGUCACCUGCGGCAAGCAACACCGGUGGAGGGUGGUAAGCCUGAACCUCAGUUCCAAGGGGCUCGCCGGCACCAUCUCCCCUGCCAUCGGCAACCUCACCUUCAUGCGCUUACUCGACCUGAGCUACAACAGCCUUCACGACGAGAUCCCUGCCAGCAUCGGCUCCCUCAUGCGCCUCCGUCGCCUUCACCUGGUCCAAAACACGCUCACUGGUGUCAUCCCAAGUAACAUCAGCCGCUGCAUCAGCCUCCGUGAGAUUAUCAUCCAAAACAACAAAGGCCUGCAGGGAAGUAUCCCAGCCGAGAUUGGCAACCUGCCGGCGCUCUCGUUUCUAGGGUUGGACAACAACAGCAUUAGCGGAACCAUCCAGUCGUCUCUUGGCAAUCUUUCCCGGUUGGCCGUCUUGUCCUUGUCAGACAACUAUCUUGAGGGAUUGAUCCUUGCAGGCAUCGGGAACAAUCCGUAUCUUGGUUUCCUCCAGCUCUCCGACAAUGAUCUCUCCGUUCCUGCUGAAUUGGGCAAAUUGCAACAACUUGAAGUGUUUGCUCUGGAUGAGAACAUGUUAGAGGCAAACAACGAGGAAGAGUGGGAAUUUAUUGAUUCUUUGGUGAAUUGUAGCAGAUUACAGGGACUGGACAUUGGAUUCAACAGAUUUUCAGGGAAGCUGCCAACUCCGUUGGUUAAUCUGUCUAUUAAUCUCCGGUGGCUGCAGAUUUCCAACAACAACAUAUCCGGUGUCAUCCCAUCAGAUAUUGGAAAUUUGGUAGGUCUUGAGGAGCUUGAUUUUAGCAUAAACUUACUCACUGGGGUCAUUCCUGAAAGCAUCGGGAAGCUUACGCGAUUGCAGCAGCUAGCCUUUGCUUCAAACUACCUGUCAGGACAUCUACCAUCCUCCAUCGGAAACCUUUCUAGCCUACUUCAAGUUUAUGCAGGCGACAACAGCUUUGAGGGGCCAAUUCCACCAAGCUUUGGAAACUUGAGAAAACUUUUACUCCUAGGUCUACCAAAUAACAGCCUUACUGGAUUGAUUCCUAGCGAAAUUAUGGAGCUGCCAUCAAUCUCAAUGUUUCUUGAUCUAUCUAACAACAUGCUGGAGGGACCACUUCCAUUAGAAGUCGGUAGUUUGGUAUAUCUCAGACAGCUCUUCCUAUCGGGAAACAAUUUCUCAGGUGAGAUACCUGAUACUAUUGGCAACUGCAGGGUCAUGGAAUUCCUCUUAAUGGAUGGCAAUUCAUUCCAAGGAAGCAUACCUGCUACGUUUAAGAACAUGACUGGCUUGACGGUACUUAAUUUGACGGACAACAAACUGAAUGGAAGCAUCCCUGGCAACUUCGCUACCCUUACCAACCUACAGGAGUUGUAUCUUGGCCACAACAAUUUAUCUGGAACAAUCCCAGACCUUUUAGGUAAUUCAACAUCACUGCUUCGCCUAGAUCUGUCCUACAACAAUUUGCAAGGUGAAAUACCAAAAGGAGGAGUUUUAAAAAAUUUGACUCGACUAUCAAUUAUUGGUAAUAAUGCAUUAUGCGGGGGGAUUCCACAGCUCCAUCUGCCAAAAUGCGCAAGCUUUUGUGCAAGAAAGAAUAGAAAAGACAUACCCAAGUUUCUUAGAAUAACAAUCCCAACAAUAGGAAGUCUCAUUUUACUUUUUCUAGUUUGGGCUGGAUUUCACCAUAGAAAGUCCAAGACAGUACCGAAGAAAGAUUUGCCACCACAAUUUGCAGAGAUAGAGCUUCCAAUAGUUCUGUACAAUGAUAUACUGAAAGGAACAAAUGAAUUUUCAGAAGCAAAUAUGCUUGGAAAGGGAAGAUAUGGUAGAGUAUACAAGGGCACACUAGAAAAUCAAGCCAUUGUCGUCACUGUUAAGGUGUUUAAUGUCCAGCAAUCAGGGUCCUACAAAAGCUUCCAGGCUAAAUGUGAGGCACUAAGAAGAGUGAGGCACCGAUGCCUUCUAAAGAUCAUUACAUGUUGUUCUAGCAUCAACCACCAGGGUCAAGACUUCAGAGCACUGGUCUUUGAGUUCAUGGCUAAUGGUAGCUUAGAUGGAUGGAUCCACCCAAAUUUGGAUGGCCAAAAUGGACAUAGAGCACUCAGUUUGUCACAGAGGAUGGACAUCGCUGUGGACAUUGUGGAUGCUUUGGACUAUCUUCACAACGGUUGCCAGCCAUUGAUCAUCCAUUGCGAUCUCAAGCCGAGUAACAUUCUUCUCAAUCAGGAAAUGAGAGCUUGUGUUGGAGAUUUUGGCAUUGCUAGAGUUCUAGAUGAAACAACAAGCACACAACACAUCAACUCCAGUAGCACCAUAGGAAUAAGAGGUUCCAUUGGAUACAUUGCUCCAGAAUAUGGAGAAGGGCUUGCGGUGUCAACUUCUGGAGAUGUGUUUAGUCUUGGCAUCACUUUGAUCGAGAUGUUCAUAGGGAAGAGCCCGACAGAUGAUAUAUUUAGAUAUGGGAUAAGCUUGCAUUAUUAUGCCGAGGCAGCUCUUCCUGACAAGAUUAUGGAGAUAGCAGAUUCCAACAUCUCGCUGCAUGAUGGAGUAAACAAUAGCAAUGAUACAAGACAUAUAACAAGAACUAGGGAAUGUUUGUUGGCCGUCAUUCAGCUUGGUGUCCUUUGUUCAAAGCAAUUGCCCACGGAGUGA